Perca flavescens (yellow perch) is the source of this 2129-nucleotide messenger RNA. It is a transcript of the gene clec3ba, whose product is annotated as C-type lectin domain family 3, member Ba. Gene Ontology annotation, biological process: bone mineralization; ossification. The record is from RefSeq and is a predicted model, not a curated record. The transcript is spliced from 3 exons. NCBI's taxonomy places the organism in Eukaryota, Metazoa, Chordata, Actinopteri, Perciformes, Percidae. Bases 89 to 685 code for a protein of 198 amino acids.
AGUCACUCAGUGCUGUGAGGAGCUUCUUUUGUGCUGUUGCACCAAAACAGUUUCUUUGCGGUGGAUUUAAAGUAUUUCUCCAAGUAUCAUGGAUACUCGAGGAGUUUUUUUGAUGUUUUGCCUUCUCCUGCUGGCACGCCGCACGUUACAGCAGACCUCCUCACCGAAAAGAAAUGGCAAGAAAGACUCUGCAAACAGUGCUGCGAUUGAGGAGCUGAAGAAACAGAUUACUGACAUUUUUCAAGAGCUGAAUGUGCUGAAAGAGCAGCAAGCUUUACACACAGUUUGUCUGCGAGGCACUAAGAUCCUCGGCAAGUGUUUCCUGGCUGACCCAGUGAAGAAGACCUUCCACGCCGCCAGUGAUGACUGCAUCGCCAAGGGAGGCAGUCUGAGCACUCCUCUGACAGGAGAUGAGAACGACCAGCUCUACAGCUACGUACGUCAGAGCAUCAGCCCCGAGGAGCACAUCUGGCUGGGCAUCAAUGACAUGGUGACCGAAGGCCAGUGGGUGGACCAAUCAGGCUCCAGCGUGCGCUUCAAGAACUGGGAGACAGAGAUCACCCUGCAGCCAGACGGAGGGCGCAGCCAGAACUGUGGCAUCCUCUCCACCACAGCCAACGGGAAGUGGUUUGAUGAGAGCUGCCGAGCUCAAAAGGCUUCUGUGUGUGAGUUCAAUAUCGUCUGAGAGCUGCUGUCUGACAUUAACAUCAAUCUGGGCAGAAAAACAUGCAUGUAAACAUCAAAUGCUGCUUGCAGAAAAGAAUGAAUCAUGUAGAGUAUCAGAUAUGCAACGCAUUGAAACAUAGGUACAUCAUUUUUUGUUAAGCACACUUUUCUUGACCAAGCCAUUCAGAUGUGCACUGACCUCAAACAGUGGUCUGGGAUACAGUAUGUCAUUGUAUAAGCUACACAUUUUGCAUACAUUCAAUAAACUUGUGUUCUCAAACACUUCAGCAUUUUAGUUAUUCAUCAAGGUAAACACCACUGGAUGGCUUGUAUUUGUUACAUGUAUUUUAUGUCAUCUGCUAAUCAAUGCAAGAACACGUUUUUACUGAAGAGCAAUCAUCAUGAGUGCCUUUAAUGAGGCACUUUCUUUAUUCUGAAGUUAUGCUGCUUAUAUUACGUUAUAAAAUGUUAAUCAACACGUGUCCUCUCUGUUGUAGCCUUCUCAUUGUCUUCUUGCUCACAAAUUCAGUAGAUAUAAAAGGGAAUAUUUGCUUAUCAGAAGGAAGACAUGCUUGCUUAAAAAAUGUUUAUGUACCAACAUGAAAAAGGAAGGUUUCAACCAAAAGUAAUAAUAACAAAACAAACUCUUGGUUUUAGGUUGCGGUCUUUUUUCCAACAGGGCCAAAUGGGUUAAAAGGGUCACACCCAGCCAAAGUUUUCCUUUCAAAAUAAGACUCAAAAACACUGGACAAAAGAAAUGGUGAACUUCAACAAGACGGCCAGGACUAAGAUAACGAGUACAAUGAGGAUGACAUUGUCACCACUUUCAAUAAUCUAUGUUCAAAGUCAGAAAGAUAUAUAUUAUAAGCAGAGAGGAGGAUGUGCAGGUGGAAAAGUGUGCAGGGAUUAUUUUCAAUGGAAAAUGUCAACGUUCCCUCCCAUAAAAACCAUGAAACCUUUUCAAAUUUCCAAAGGUUUCUUAAUGUGUCUCCACCCCUACCUACAAUUUUUUCCAUCAUGCAAACCUAGUUUCUGUAUUGGCACUCUUACUUGUUUACUCACCCAAAGAAGGGUUACAUCAGAUCAACAUGUGUGGAUGUCUCCAUUGGACGUCCACUGAUGUCGGCAGCAGCAUGUUAGUAGAGAGAAUGUCCCUUUAGUCAAUCAGACUGUAAAGUGUUUAUGGUUAUAUUUUACAUGGCUUUUAACCAAAAUAACUUCAUAUUCAGAGAGUUUUUGCAUUGUUUUACAGCGGACACUUUAUUUCCUCUGAAGUGAGAACAAAUUUAUGGCAACUCUAAAAUGUGUUUCCCUCCUGCUGUUCACUUUCUGGACUGCAGGAGGCUUUACAUACAACACAAUUUAUUCUAUCUUUUUCACCAGUUUCACUGUAAAACUGGAAUCAUAUUUUAAUAUUCAAGUUAAUAUUCUGGCAUGUUCAUGUAGGUCAGCCUAAUGUCAAA